Molecule: messenger RNA, 458 nt
Organism: Stegastes partitus (bicolor damselfish)
Lineage: Eukaryota; Metazoa; Chordata; Actinopteri; Pomacentridae
Product: lipocalin-like
Exons: 3
Coding region: 128-445 (105 amino acids)
Molecular function (GO): small molecule binding
Source: RefSeq, a predicted model, not a curated record
CUGCCACAGGCUUUGCCAGUCCGUACCUGUCAGUCCACCGCUCACAGUUCACUUUAGGCUCAGGUCAGAUACCCCCAGUCUUCCUUCACCUCGCCUCGCCGCCGCCGACUCGCUCCUUCACACGACCAUGAGGACCACCGCCGUUGCCAUGGUGAUGCUGUGCGUGAUGAUGGUGCACGCAGACGUGAAGCCGCAGAGAGAUUUCAACCUGCAGAAGUUUGCAGGUAAAUGGUACCGCGUGGGCCUCGCCUACGACUCCCCCAGAUUCGUCCCCUACAGAGACAAACUAAAGGCCUCCAUGGGCAUGAUCACGCCGCUGACAAACGGCAACGUCAACCUCACCAUGUGGGACGCCACACCUCUAGGUUGUGUCAGUAAGCUGUACCAGUACGAGAGGACCAGCGUGCCCGGACAGUUCACCUACUUCAGCACUCGUGAGUUUUAGUCGGUUUGAUCCU